AUGGUUCAAGAAGGUUUUACCUUCCCAACUCACAUUCCGUUAGAACAAUUACUCGCACCUUGUAAAAAAACUAGGGGUAAAAAAGGUAGAAUAACUCGACCUCAAAAUGCAUUUAUUUUAUAUCGAAAAGAUUUACAAGAUAAAAUUAAAGACGAAAACCCUGAUGCCGAUUUUAAAGAAAUUUCAAGAAUUGCCGGGAAUCGAUGGAAACAUGAAGUUGAUCACGUAAAAAACAAUUAUACCUUAUUAGCAACACUCGGUGGUCUUGUACAUCAAGAUCUUUUUCCAAAUUAUAAAUAUCAGCCACGA
Molecule: messenger RNA, 309 nt
Organism: Rhizophagus irregularis DAOM 181602=DAOM 197198
Lineage: Eukaryota; Fungi; Glomeromycota; Glomeromycetes; Glomerales; Glomeraceae
Source: RefSeq, a predicted model, not a curated record